AUGCCAUCUCCCCCAUCACAUCCUCAUAAGCUCCAGCGUAGAUACUUCCCCAACACUGUCCCCAACUGCACCAGCACUCACAGCCAGACCCACCUUGAUACUCCUCAUAAUACCGCUCCUAAUACCGUUCCCAAUACCGUUCCCAACACUGCUCCCAACACUGCUCCCAAUACUGUUCCAAUAGCAAUUCUCAUGAUGUCAACUACCAGGGCCUCAAACCGCCGCGUUAUCUCCCGCCCGCGCAUCCAGCCGCCUAACACCUUCUUCAGCGACUAUCCCAUUCCCACCCCACGGUACUUCACGGAGUCGCCUCCUGCAAGCCCAAGUCCGCCCAUCAUGGGAGCUCACCCGCCUAUUCUGGCAACUCCCCUACCCACUCCGCAGCCUACUCCACAACCCUCGCAGAGUACCAAAGCCCAGCAUGAACCCGACGUUGAGCCUCCCUUCUCGCCCAUCCUGCCCUUGCACCGCAGUGAUAGCCACGGCGAGGACGAGAGGGAGAAGGAGAGGGAGAAGGGAGUUAAGCCAGAGGUUGACGAAUUCGACGAGGACGAGAGCGAGUGGCAAGACGCGCAAAUACGGGAGUCGCAGCUGAGCGAUAGAGAAGAUAAGGUGAUCGAUGUGGAGGAGGAGGAUGGAAACGACGAGUGGGUCGACGAUGAUGAUUGGCAUAGUGCUGAGACUCAGGAUGAGUGGGUUGAGAUGGAGAGGAUACCGUUAUCAGAGAGUAGGGAUAUUUAG
This is a messenger RNA of Morchella importuna, 741 nucleotides long. RefSeq lists its product as uncharacterized. Lineage: Eukaryota; Fungi; Ascomycota; Pezizomycetes; Pezizales; Morchellaceae. The transcript has 2 exons. The coding region runs from base 1 to 741 and encodes 246 amino acids. The record is from RefSeq and is a predicted model, not a curated record.